Rotaria sp. Silwood2 is the source of this 1590-nucleotide messenger RNA. Lineage: Eukaryota; Metazoa; Rotifera; Eurotatoria; Philodinida; Philodinidae. The record is from the annotation of a GenBank genome assembly.
AUGACUAGAAAAACAAUAGCUAUUGACUUGGGUACAUCAUAUUCAUGUGUAGCUGUAUUUCAACAUGGAAAAGUUGAUAUCAUUCCUAAUGAGCAAGACAAUAAAAUUACAUCAUCGUAUGUUGCAUUCACUGAUACUGGACGUUUGAUUGAUGAUUCAACUAAAGAUCAAGCAACUCAAAAUCUAAAUAAUACUAUAUUUGAUGUCAAACGACUUAUUAGUCCUUAUUUCAAUGAUUCACAACGUCAAGCGACAAAAGAUGCUGCUAUCAUUGCUGGUCUUUAUGUAUUACGUAUUAUUAAUGAACCAACAGCAGCUACUAUUGCUUAUGGUUUAGAUAAAAAAGUUUUAGUUGAAAGAAAUAUUCUUAUUUUUGAUUUGGGUUGUAGAACCUUAAAUGUAUCAAUUCUCAAAACUGAGGAAGGUGGUGAGGACUUUGUUAAUCAAAUGAUGCUACAUUUUGUUGAAGAAUUUAAACGUAAGCUUGGAAAAAAUUUAUCAAAAAAUAAACGUGGUCUGGUCUUCAAUGAUUACGUACAGCAUCUUACAUUAUAUUCAUCAUAUCAAGCAUCUGUCGAAAUUGAUUCUCUGCAUGAUGGUAUUGAUUUCUAUUCAAAAAUAACUCGUAUUCAUUUUGAAGAACUGAAUGAUGAUUUAUUUCGUUUAACACUUGAACCUGGUGAAAAAGGUUUACGUGAUGCUAAAAUGGAUAAAUUACAGAUACAUGAAGUUAUACUUAUUGGUGAUUCAAGACGCAUUCCAAUAGUAAAACAACUUUUACAAGAUUUCUGUAAUAGUAAAGAGCUUUAUAGAUCAAUCAAUUCAGAUGAAGCUGUUGCAUAUAGCGCUGCAAUUCAGGCAGCUAUAUUAGCAGGUAAUCGAUCGGAAGAUAUGAAAGAUAUAAUUUUACUUGAUGCUGCAACAUUUUCAUUGGUAACUAUUAAUGUAUUUGAAGGUGAAUAUGCAACGACAAAAGAUAAUAAUUUACUUAGUUAUUUUCAACUGACUGGUAUUUCACCAGCACCACGUGGUGGUUCACAAAUUGAAGUUACAUUUGAUAUUGAUACAAAUGGUAUAUUAAAUGUGUCAGCGAUAGAUAAAAGUUCUGGAAUAAAAAAUAAAAUUACAAUUACAAAUGAUAAAGGACAUGUAUCAAAAGAUGAAAUUGAAUAUAUGAUUGCUAAAGCUGAAAUAUAUAAAAAAGAAGAUGAAGAAGAACAUGAUCGGAUUGAAGAUGAUAAAUUAGUAAAUAAAAUUAAUACUGAUGAUAAGAAGAGAAUGACUCGACAUCUAAAAUUAGAAAGAUUAUCAUUUACUGAAUUAGUACAUGGUUCUAUGAUCAUUACUAAUGACAAUCUAGAACAACUCAAAGUAUGUACACGAGUUUUAACUAAAACAUUUUUAUUAACAUCAAAACAAUCAAAUAAAGCAUUAAACUAUGUUUAUAACUAUAAAUACCAUAAAGACAAUCGAUUAACUACGAUAUGUCAAUAUGAAAUACGUUAUCGAAGAACUACAUUAGAUGUUCAUUCUAUAUCAAUAUUUAAAAGUAAGCAAGACGUACAAAUUAUUCCAUAUUCAACAUUUUAA